GCCGUCUGUAAUAGGACCUAAAGACGUGUUUCCCCUCCGGUUAUCCGCUGUCUGGGUGUGUUCGUCUCUAAGGGCGUUUCAGGCUGAAACAAGAAUCCUCUGUUAGUAUAGGCAACUGGUUUUUACAGUCGGUGUGUUUGGCAUCGUCUCCUUCAUCUAAGCAACCCUCCGAAUAAAUUUCAAGAUGACAUUUUUACUCAAAAAAAUGGUUGGUGGUCUGAUCGACUACGCUGUCAGUAACAUUGAUCCCAGCCAGUUUGUACCUUCAGAACCUCCUCCACCACAAAUGCAUCAGACACAUGCUGAGCUGAAUGAGAGCGCUGAAGAGAAGCAGUUCCGCAGGGUCUUCCAGCAGCUGGCCGGGGAGGACAUGGAGGUGAGCCCUAAUGAACUGAUGGGGAUUCUCAACAAAAUCAUCAGCAAACAUUCCGACCUGAAAACUGACGGCUUCAGCCUUGAAUCUUGCCGGGGCAUGGUGGCGGUCAUGGAUGGUGACAGCACUGGCAAGUUGGGAUUCCAUGAAUUCAAGUAUUUAUGGAACAACAUCAAGAAGUGGCAGGGUAUAUACAAGACGUACGAUGCAGACCGUUCAGGCGUCAUUGGGUCCGAUGAGUUGCCCAAAGCUUUCAGAGCUGCAGGCUUCCCCCUCAACGAUCAGCUGUUCCAGAUGAUCGUUCGCCGGUAUUCUGACGAAAAUGGAAACAUGGACUUUGAUAAUUACAUUGGCUGCCUGGUGAGGCUGGAUGCCAUGUGCCGUGCUUUCAAGACCCUUGACAAGGAUAACAAUGGAACUAUCAGUGUCAACAUUCAGGAGUGGUUGCAAUUAACCAUGUACUCCUGAAACAUGAAGAUAUGAAACUACAGUCACCCCUUACAGUCAUGUUAGCGAGGGGUUAUGGUUAGGGUUAGGGGUAGGGUUAGGGGUAGGAAGAGCCCCUCAAUUGUGCAAGUUCGCGAGUAAUACUUGGGUACAUUAUUAAAAAUGUAAAAUUAACGGCACUGAAAAGUUACUAUGAGAAGCGUGAUUUUCACGCUAGCAGAGCUAGCACAUAAAUGAGACUGAUUGCUGAGACAAAAAUGGAUGGCAUACCCAAGCCAAGAUGCAUAGAUCCCACAAUUAUUAUUAUUUUCUUUUAACCAAAAAUAACUUUUACUACUAAAGACAUAUUAUGCAUUAAUAAUAUUUGUAUUUUAUAUGAUUUUAUGUGAUCCAAAUCAUUUUCAAUAUUUAUAUAUACACUGACUUAGACUUUGUCCAAAAACAGUCCCAUUUAAUUUCUCAUGGCCAACUUGCAAGUCACGAAAUCUGCUAAUGUCAAAUUCCUGAAACUGGAGGGGCAAUUGUACUUCUUUUUUGUCUUCUAGACUUUACUAAUUUGCUCCCUUGUAUAUGUACUAUGCUUGUGUCCUUGUGUCCUCUGCAUUAGCUUGUUCACAGAGAUUAUGGAGCUUUUAGACUUUAACUAACUGAAAUUUUGGUCUUUUGUGCUUUGAAAGUCCAUUUCUAUGAUAUGUAUAAACAGAGCAUUGGUGAAUUACCUGUUCUGUGCACACGCUGGUUGCAGUAUACAAUACAAUCACUAGAUGGCACACUAGUAACAUUCCAAGCAAGACCUGGACAAGAUGUUAGUCUUUCUUUAGUCUGUUUCUUUGUGACGGUGUAUUAUACAAAAAAAAAGAAUCUCAAUAAAAGAAUGAUUAUCUGUCA
Molecule: messenger RNA, 1708 nt
Organism: Brienomyrus brachyistius
Lineage: Eukaryota; Metazoa; Chordata; Actinopteri; Osteoglossiformes; Mormyridae
Product: calpain small subunit 1-like
Exons: 11
Coding region: 185-841 (218 amino acids)
Molecular function (GO): calcium ion binding
Source: RefSeq, a predicted model, not a curated record